CCCACGAUGCCACCGCUCUCUUCCUCGGCGCUAAUAAUACGCCGAUAUACCACCAAUUCUGCCACCAUGGCUCUACGCGAGACUCCCGAGAGUAGCUGCCACGGUACGCGCGCCGCGACGGGUGACCAAAGACAUUGCUAAUCGCGCGCCCAUGCCGCGAGGGAUAAUUUUAAAUCCGCUGUUUGUCGCGAGGCCUCGGGAGUUUUGUCCUGGUCGUGAGAAAAGUGCGAGUGCGAGGCCGGUUGCAUUAAAAUAAUUCAUCGAUUCGAGGUGUCGCACGUAAUGUCAACAUCGACCGAAGCAAAAGAGCAAAACAGUGACAUUCGAGAAAAGAAGGUGUAACGUACGAUGGAUCUACACUGACGUGAGACACCGACCACGGUCGGCUUGACGAGGCUUAUGGUAUUUUUCGCUGGGAAAUAAUAUACGAGAGGCUCGUGAAAACAAUCGCCGUAACUUCCGCGAGUGAAGAUGAAGAAACGCGAGAUCAGGUAAAGGAGGACAUCGCUCUCUUGGUGGGUAAUGUGGAGAAUGCAAGAAGGCAUCGUUCUACCGCGGGAAGAGGCCGAUAUGCGCGCCAGUCUAUCACUGUCGCCGCAGGAGAGAAGGCCCGUGUUGCUCGUCCGUACCGGCGAGCCCUUCCCGAGGUACGACAGCAUGCGACAGCAACAGUCACCGUCGAGCUCGCCGAUCCUGCGAUCCGUCACCUCCGUCGACAAGGAUCAGUAUCAUGAGAUGGAUCAGGGCAGAGAGAAGAGGCCGAACGAUGCCGAGGAGGCGGAAGAGCAGGAGGACGAGGAGGAGGACGAUGUCGAGGACGAGCGGAACACGCCGGCCGGAAGGAACGUCAUCGUGGACGACGAGGACGACGAAGAACCGGAAGACGAGGAAGAGGAGGAGGACGACGGUCGAUCCGAGAGACACCGAAACGGCAGCUACCACGAAGACGGUGACGUCGAAGUCGACGUGUGUCGGGAGGACGCCGACGAGAGCAACCCCAGUAGCCCGGUGGAUCUCACGGCACCCUCGUCGAGAGGCGUCGCAUCCGAGCAGCUCGUACAUCCGUUCGCCAAUCGCGGGGUGCAUCCUUUCACCUGUGUACAAAGUGGUGGGCCCGCCGGCCAUGGAACGUCAGUGUAUAUAUCCGGGCACGGCGCCACGGGCUCGGCUGUCAUGACGGUGUGCACUUCCGGUAACGUGGCGCGUACCACGACCGGCACGUCGACAGGUAGCAUCACCACGACCGCUACCGGCACGGUGCAGACGAACAACAAGCGGUGCCUCGCAUUCUCCGUCGAGAAUAUCCUCGACCCGAACAAGUUUACCGGUGGCCGCGUCGUCCAUAAUCGCGUGCAGCAUCGCCGUCACCGACGCGCCGGCAGCGUGCACGAAGACGGCGACUCGCGGGGCGAAUUCGCCUGCGGCAGCGGGCAAGAAGAUGAGGAAGGUACACCGGACACCGUCAUGGAGGAGAUGGAGGAGGACGUCGAGGAGGAGGACGAAGACGAGGAGAUUGAAAUGCGGGUGAUGGAUCAGGAUUCCGAGAGCGUCGGGCGAGAGAACGCGACUAGCGGCGGCACCAACACAACCGCGACAAACUGCAAGAAGCGACAGUCCUCGUCGUCGUCCACCUCGUCGAGCGGCGUCCAGGUGCAAAACUGUCAGAGUCAGAGUCAGAACGGUCAGAACGGCACGGGCGGCGGGGGCGGGGGCGGCGGAGGCAGCAGCAACGCCAGCGGUAAACCCAGAAGGGCGCGAACGGCCUUCACGUACGAGCAGCUGGUUAGGCUGGAGAACAAGUUCAAGACUACGAGAUACCUGUCCGUGUGCGAGCGGCUGAACCUCGCGCUCGAGCUGCAGCUGACCGAGACCCAGGUGAAGAUCUGGUUCCAGAAUCGGCGGACCAAGUGGAAGAAGCAGAAUCCGGGCCUGGACGUCAACAGUCCCACGGUGCCGACGACGCCGCCGCAUCCGUCGCCGUACGCGCCAGCCUUCCUCUUCGCCGCGCACCCCCAUCAGCACCCCCUGCCGCACUCGCACACGCACCCGCACCCUCACGCCCACGUACACCACCCGCCGCCGGUGCCGCCGCCGCCACCCGGUUACUAUCACCCGGCGGCCCCACCUUACCCGCCGACCGGACCGACCUUCUUCGGCCAUCAUCUGUCAGCGACUCCUGCUGCGACUGCGUCGGGGCCGCCGCCGACAUCUACGCCUUCCUCCACCGGUCUGACCCUCACGUCUCAUCCGCAUCCGCACACGCACCCGCACGCGUAGCGAACUCGCGGGCGACGAUAGCCUGCGUCAGCGUCCUCGCCUUCGUAGUCCACGGCAAGGAAACGGCGGGUUCGUGUGAGUACUUCCGGUCGCGGCGAAGAAAAGUACUAGGGGGGAGAAGGGGAUAUAUUGGUGUGUUUGUAACUUACUCGUUGUUUGAUUCUCCAAUUUCUUGUUUUUCGAUGAAUGAUUUGUCAUAAUAAUUAUAGUUGUUUUGUCAAAUUAACAGAAAGUAUUACAUCGUUCUUCUGCGUGAUAAUAAAUGAAAUUGGUCACUUGAAGAAUAAAAUUGAAAAUUACAAAGUCCGUAGAAUUUUUGCAGGUUGUGAUAAU
Messenger RNA from Camponotus floridanus (Florida carpenter ant), 2610 nucleotides. RefSeq names its product pituitary homeobox homolog Ptx1. Gene Ontology annotation, cellular component: nucleus. Gene Ontology annotation, molecular function: RNA polymerase II cis-regulatory region sequence-specific DNA binding; DNA-binding transcription factor activity, RNA polymerase II-specific. The transcript has 2 exons. Gene Ontology annotation, biological process: regulation of transcription by RNA polymerase II; cell differentiation. Lineage: Eukaryota; Metazoa; Arthropoda; Insecta; Hymenoptera; Formicidae. The coding region runs from base 523 to 2277 and encodes 584 amino acids. The record is from RefSeq and is a predicted model, not a curated record.